Molecule: messenger RNA, 2239 nt
Organism: Xenopus laevis (African clawed frog)
Lineage: Eukaryota; Metazoa; Chordata; Amphibia; Anura; Pipidae
Product: mitochondrial uncoupling protein 2
Exons: 7
Coding region: 288-1217 (309 amino acids)
Source: RefSeq, a predicted model, not a curated record
GGGGGCCACUGGAGGGGCUCAGAGGUUUUAUCUGUUGUGACUGACACUCGGGAUCUAUGGGUGACAUCAAGACUUGUUGCUCCCGGUCAAGUGAUCCCUGUUUCCAUCGUCUCCUGUGAGUCGUGAGCAGAUAAUAUUCCCUCAGGGGCCGGAGUAUAAAUAACAAAGGACCAGUUCAGUCGUGUCAACACAUCGAAUACCCACAGAGACCCCCGAGAACUCCCAUCUACCUGCCAGGAGAUUCCCUGAACCUUUCUUUUUGGAACUGAAAUUUGUUUAUUAGAGAGAUGGUUGGACUGAAACCCAUGGAGGUGCCGCCUACACCAGUCGUCAAAUUUGUGGGCGCGGGCACAGCGGCCUGUAUAGCGGAUUUAUUUACCUUUCCCCUCGACACUGCCAAAGUCCGACUGCAGAUACAAGGAGAAGCUGCAUCUGUGAAUGACAUCAAAGUUCUGCGGUACAAGGGCGUUUUCGGCACAAUGAAAACCAUGGUGAAGAUGGAGGGGGCGGCCAGUCUGUACAACGGGUUAGUGGCCGGCUUGCAGAGACAGAUGAGCUUUGCCUCUAUUCGCAUUGGCCUCUAUGACUCUGUCAAACAGUUCUACUGCCGCCAAUCAGAAAGUUCUGGAGUCGCUUGCCGGCUGCUGGCCGGAUGCACCACGGGGGCCUUGGCUGUCACUUUUGCUCAGCCGACUGACGUAGUGAAAGUGAGAUUCCAGGCCCAUAUCAAAGUGAUAGACGGUGACAGGAGGUAUAAUGGGACUGCAGAUGCCUACAAGACUAUCGCCAAGGAGGAAGGUCUCCGAGGACUUUGGAAAGGGACCAACGCCAACAUCACCCGUAACGCCAUCAUCAACUGCGCGGAACUGGUGACUUAUGACCUCAUCAAGGAAGAGAUUCUAAAACGCCGGCUAAUGACAGAUAACUUGCCGUGCCAUUUUGUUGCUGCCUUUGCUGCUGGUUUUUGUGCCACGGUGGUGGCGUCGCCAGUCGAUGUGGUGAAGACUCGGUACAUGAAUUCCCCCGCCGGCCAAUACAAGAACGCACUGAACUGCGCACUCACUAUGGUGGUCAAAGAGGGGAGCGUAGCUUUCUAUAAAGGGUUCAUGCCGGCUUUCUUAAGACUCGGAUCUUGGAAUAUUGUCAUGUUUGUCAGCUAUGAACAGCUAAAGAGAGCCAUGAUGAUGACCCAUGGGUCUUGGGAGACUCCUCAUUAAAUAAAGACCCAAAUGUAUGUCCAGAAGCUUUGUGAGAAGAGCACUGGGACCUUGGAAGAGUAAGAAGUGAAGACAUUGGCUCCUCAGGAGGACAACUAGUCAAGACGUUUUCCAGAUUCAUCCUUACUCUAACACUAUGGAGAGGCACCUCCUACCUUCAACUAUAAUAUAAAGUAAGGUUGGCACAAUGACCUGGAGUCAAAAAGUCAUCAAGUUCAACCCUGAUAAAAAACCCUCUGCAAGUUGACCCCAAGAUCAUAACCAACUUACCUGAAGUACUAGGAGGUCAGCAGAUGCCUUCAGCCUGAGGCCUACACAAGGCAAUAGAUCCUAGUGGGAACUGAGUGACAUUUGUAAAGCUUUAUAAAAACCAUGCAUUUUGAUUCAUGUUGUGCUACAGGCAUAUUAUGGUCCAUUGAAGGCUGAUAUACAAUAUAUAGGGAAGAGCAUUGAACAAGAAGUAAAGUCAAUGGCAUAAAGUGGCUUUGAAUGAGAAUUAACUGCCUCAAUACCCUGCUGCUCAAACCUGGGAGAUACCAAAAGGCAUCUGGGAGGAGGAGACACCAGUUACCAACAUGAUGUUUUUUAGUAUCUGAAGACUCAAAAAGUUGGAACAAAAAGCGCCAUCAGGUGUCACCAGAAUGCAGUGGGGGUAUGACAGCCGAUAAAGGACAUUUAGGUUAUUAAUAUGACAUCAGGGGUCCCAUUUGUAACCUGCUCUGCUUGAUCUAAUAGCCAGGAACAUAAACCCAUAUUUGCCCACGGAGAACUGAAGAACCGACCUGUACCCUGCGCCUGCAUCCCCUAAAUAUGGACCAAAUAAAUUGCUGAGAGUGAUAGGAUUCACAAUUUACUGUAUUUGCCCACCGGCCAGCACCACGUCUGUGUGUCUAUAAAUCAUUCCAUUUAUUGAUGUUUAUACUCUACUACAUGGACAAUCAAUUGGAAUAUGCUAAUCAGUUGGUAUGUUCAGUGCUGCAAAGGCUGCUGGGACUCAGAAAUAAAUGCUAAUAUUACUAAUU